UUUCUUAGUUUAGUCGCCAUAAGUAACUAUGUACAUCAAAAGACACUUUGCGCCUGCGUUUACAUUGACGGCCAUCUUGACCGUUGUUCUAGAAUUAAUUAGUUGCGGAAACGCGACGUUGCCGGAAACUAUAAAAUGGACAGGCGGAAAUUUUGAGUGGCCGUCCUCAACCACCAAGAAUAUGUACAAAAGUAACGGAAAAUACAUCUCGAAGAAUGUGAUCGCCACUAGGGUCGCGAUGCAUAAUAACGAAGCCAUCGUGGCUUUGCCGAGGUUCAAGGCAGGUAUUCCAGCGACAUUGGCAAAACUUUCUAAGGAGGCGCAAAACUGUGAAGCCACUUUGAUCCCUUAUCCUUGCUGGUCCCUUCAGGAAGAAGGAACUUGCACAGCUCUACAAAACGUGGUAGAUCUUUAUCUGGAUCCUCAAAAUAUUCUUUGGAUCCUCGACACUGGAGUAGUGGACACUUUGGAUGAACCUGUACGCAAAUGUCCAGCAAAAGUUCUUGCUAUCGAUGUUAAUACAGAAAAGCUUAUAAAAACUGUGGAAUUGACUGGUCUGACGUCCCCCACGUCCCGUUUGCAAUACGUGGUAUCCGACUACACCCAAGACGGAAGAGUAUUCAUCUACGUAUCUGACGCGGCCUCGAGAGCCAUCCUCGUCUACGAUGUGACUUCUGGUCGUGGUUACAGAGUUGUUCUACCCCAAGCCGUGAGCAUGGGCUGCACCAGAAGGGACGUUCUCUAUCUGGCCCUUCUUCGACGUUCAGAUGGCAGCACUUGUCUAAUCUUCACUUACUUGAGUAGCAGCCGUAUGUUCUCGAUAAGGACGGAGCAUCUUCGAAACGGAUCCACGAGAGGAAAGAUCCACGAUCUCGGCAUGAAACCGAGGAAGAUGGUCGUUUUGGGCACGGACAACGGAAGCGCCCUCUUCUUCCGGUUCGAGGGCGAGGCGGACGUUUACAGAUGGGACGCUGCGAGCAAUCCUUUCGAUCCAAAGUGUUUCAAGAAGGUGUACACGAGUGCAGAGUGCAACCUCGUCACUCACGUCGUUGCCGAUUACGCGAGGGGGAGCAUGAGAGUGCUCGAGUCGAAUUUCCCUGAUUACAUGCAGGGCACGGUCGGUUGCGGUGCCACACAAGUUUUGAACGUUAUGUGAUUAGCUAGAAUUAAUGUUUUGGAAUUGAAUAAAUUGAUCAAAGUGAAAUGAAA
This is a messenger RNA of Apis dorsata (giant honeybee), 1209 nucleotides long. RefSeq names its product protein yellow-like (gene yellow-g2). Lineage: Eukaryota; Metazoa; Arthropoda; Insecta; Hymenoptera; Apidae. The record is from RefSeq and is a predicted model, not a curated record. Gene Ontology annotation, cellular component: extracellular region. The transcript has 3 exons. Bases 29 to 1156 code for a protein of 375 amino acids.